Messenger RNA from Nematolebias whitei (Rio pearlfish), 3173 nucleotides. It is a transcript of the gene gpr155b, whose product is annotated as G protein-coupled receptor 155b. Gene Ontology annotation, biological process: transmembrane transport; intracellular signal transduction. The transcript is spliced from 19 exons. The coding region runs from base 1 to 2787 and encodes 928 amino acids. NCBI's taxonomy places the organism in Eukaryota, Metazoa, Chordata, Actinopteri, Cyprinodontiformes, Rivulidae. The record is from RefSeq and is a predicted model, not a curated record. Gene Ontology annotation, cellular component: membrane.
AUGGAGACGGCCAACAACUAUAUUUUGAUCCAUGGGAAGAACAUCUCCCACAACACCCUGAAUGGCUCUGCAGCGGUGCCCCACAUGUCCAUAGACAAGCUGUUCCCGGCUCUUCUUGAGUGCUUUGGCAUAAUACUGUGUGGUUAUAUAGCAGGCAGGGCUGAUAUCAUUACAGAGAGUCAAGCAAAGGGUUUGGGGAACUUUGUCUCGAAGUUUGCUCUUCCAGCUCUGCUCUUUAAAAACAUGGUGUUGUUGGACUUCGGGGACGUCAUAUGGGCGUUUCUCUGGAGCGUCCUAGUUGCAAAGGUUACAGUGUUUGUGCUGGUAUGCGUUCUGACACUGAUGGUGGCCAGUCCAGACAGCAGAUACAGCAAGGCUGGUCUGUAUGCCAUUUUUGCUACUCAGAGUAAUGACUUUGCCUUAGGAUACCCAAUAGUUGAUGCUUUGUAUCGAAGCACAUAUCCAGAAUACCUCCAGUAUAUAUAUCUAGUGGCCCCAGUUUCCCUCAUGCUUCUUAAUCCCAUCGGCUUUGCUCUUUGUGAGGUGCAAAGGUGGAGGCAGGCCAGCCAUCCGCAGCACAGUAGUUUUUGCAUCUUGGGAGUUGUAGUCCUGCAGGUGUUGAAGAACCCAAUCGUCUUCAUGGUGAUAGUGGGCAUCAUCUCUCACUUUGCCCUUGGCCAGCGGAUUCCUCUCAUAUUGUCAGAGUUUAUAGAUGGUCUAGCCAACUCUUUUGGAGGGGCAGCACUGUUUUACCUUGGCCUCACCAUGGUCGGCCAGCUUAGGAAACUAACCAGAGACACUGGAGUUGCUUUAAUACUGCUCAUCACAGCCAAACUCCUGGUGAUGCCAUUAGUUUGCAAAGACAUGGUGGAUAUUCUGGAUAUUGGAGUAAACAGCACAAGCGCCAACCACACAAGUUUGUCCAACUUUGCUUUUCUCUAUGGAGUAUUCCCAACUGCACCUAGUGUGGCCAUUUACGCUGCACAUUAUACCAUGGAGUUAGAGGUGGUGACAUCAGGGAUGGUAAUCAGCACAUUCCUGUCGGCGCCAAUCAUGUAUGUAUCGGCCUGGUUGUUGACAAUCCCUUUAAUGGACCCAACCCCCCUUGUGACAGAGCUUGAAAAUGUUAGCUUUAACAUCAGCAUCAUCAGCCUCAUAGGACUGGUGUGGACCAUAGGGGUGAUGUUGCUCAGCAGAAAAUUUAACCAGCUUCCUCACCUCUUUGUGUUAAAUCUAUUCCUGGCUCAGUUCUUGGUGUGUGUUAGCAUGAUUUUGUGGAACUGUUUGGUGAAACAAGAAGACAAUCUUUUUGGCAAAACUCUCACAUUUACCUUGCUGUAUGGGUCUCUGUACAGCACGUACAUAUGGACAGGUUUAAUCCCUCUCUGCCUAGCUCUGACGAACAGAAAUGAUCUUCUCAGACUCCGACCAGGAGUCUUUAUGGCUUUGGGUUGGGGUGUCCCCUUCCUGAUGGUUGGAGGUCUUCUGUUAUCAGGAGAGACGACAGACUCCAUUGACUCUGCCUUCUUUUAUGGCAGAGCUCAGAUAAUCAGCUCUGCAGUGGUCCUUGCAGUGAGCCUGGUCCUCGGAGCCGUAUCCCUGAUGGGUCUCAGUCAGGGAGACAGGGAGCAGACUGGGUACCAGGCCUUGAGUCGAGCUGCUGUAACAGGCAUCACUGAGGAACCAACGGUCCCCGUUGUCCCAGAGGAUCCACAACAACAGCAGAUGCAGGUGGCGAACUCUCCCACAUGCAGCAUCAACUCAGACCUCCAGAGUUUUUCUCCACUCCAGUCUAUACCUGACAUGAUAGCCAGCACACAGAUGGAGCACACCAACAGCACAGGCCACAGUGGAGCAUUGUGUGAUGGACAACAGCAGAGUUCCCCCUCAGAGCAGCCUCUGAACCUGCCUCCCCCUGGGCUCCAGAGCACCGAUGAUAAACAGACUGUGAGACACGUUCUGCUCUGUCUGCUGCUCAUAGUCAGCCUGCUGGCAAAUCUGUCCAGCUGUCUGUGGUGGUUGUUCAACAAAGAUCCAGGGAGACUGUACCUCGAGCUGCAGUUUUUCUGUGCUGUGGCGAACUAUGGACAGGGUUUUCUGUCUUUUGGAAUUUUUGGUUUGGACAUCUUACCAUUCAAGAAGAGGUUGCUCAGUUUUUGGCAGGGAGGGGACAGUGAUGAUCUGAGUCCUUCUGACGAAGCUGAGGAGGUCAGGCUCACCUGCACUCAGUUUGUUCGCUACCACAAAGACCAGUGUGUACAAGACAUAGUACACACACACAGGUUUGAAGGAGGGACAAACGUGAAGAACGGAGCAAGCGAUCCCUCCUCCCAUCAUCCCCAGUACCUAAACACAAAUCAAAAUCUUCAGGAGCCCAGUGAGUCGCAGAAUCUGCACCGAAUCCCAGCCGAGUCCAGCCACACUUCUCUUCCAUCCAACUCUGAGCCUCAGGAUGAGCACCAAGCCUAUAUGUCCACCCUUCGUGGACACAAAGAGGAGAUCCCUGAGCUGCACUCAGACCAAGUUCACAGUCCAACCCAGUCCAGUCCUGAAGGAGUGUUUGGAGGUAGCAACUUGGUGGACUGGCUUGUAGAAAGGGGCCUGUGCUCUGGACGAGACGAGGCCAAACUUUACGGCGGUCGCCUCCUGCAGGGAGGAGUGUUCAGUCACCUGACAGGCCUGCAGAGCUUCAGAGAUGAGCCCUCUCUGCUGUACCACUUCACCGUGGGGGGACAGGUGGUCCAGCAACACGCGAGGGAACGAGAAGGAGCGACGGAGAAGAUAUGAAGACGCAAGCACCAAAGUGAAAGUGCCUUAUGGUGCAGGCUGUUCCAGUGGCCGCUAAUGACCGACUGGAUCAUUUUCCACAAAGAUCUGAAGUUUUGAGAGAAAAUUGUGAUACUUUGGCUUGAAAAGAUAUUAAAUGAUACAUCUGAUAGCAUGCUUCCACACUUCCCAUUAAUGUCAGCUGCUUGUCCAGUCCAGUGUUCUGCUUGGGCUCAGAUUUAUAGACUGUAUUUUGCAGAUGUAAAGGAAGUUACUCACAAAAACAAACUAAUAAAAGUCUGUGUUGUAGAUCUGUUUAAAAAAGAACCCGACAAGGUGAUCAAACACUGCCUGCUGAUCCCUGACCCUGUGAAGCUCUGAACCAAGUCUUAAGUCUUUUUACUUGC